AUGACACAAAGCGAGACUGAAAUUACCGAGACAGAGUCACUUGUACCGAGAAAGAACGUCAAAUACGGAUCUACCAAAGAAAUAACACAAGUAAGCACGGACGAUAUCGAUGAGCUUCCGUUGACGAUUAGAGAAGUGGUUCCUUUACAAGAUGAUCCCACCAUACCUGCUAUUACGGUGCGGUAUUUUAUCCUUUCCAUAAUAUUUAUUAUCCCUGGUGCAUUCAUCGACACUAUGAACGCAUACAGAACCACAUCUGCGGCAUAUUCGAUAUUCUUUGUCCAGAUUGUAUCACACUGGGCGGGGAAAUGGCUAGCAAAGACAUUGCCAAAGAAGAAGAUCAGAAUACUAGGAUACGGCAUUGAUCUAAAUCCGGGUCCAUGGAGCAUUAAGGAGACAGCCAUGGUGACCAUCACCGCAAACAGUGGUGCUACAGGUAACAUGGCCACUAACGCAAUUUCGCUCGCUGAUUUGUACUUUGGCGAGAAAGUGAAUGCGCUUGUCAGUCUAGGAUUCAUGUUUGCCAUUGUGUUUGUGGGUUAUUCGUAUGCUGCGCUAGCUCGAGGGUUGGUCUAUGAUCCUCAGUUGACCUGGCCCCAGGCAUUGAUGCAGACGACAUUGUUGCAAUCCCAGGCUAAAGCUGACGGGAAGAAUAAUAAGCAGAUGAAGGUAUUUUUUGUGGUGAUGUUGAGCAUCAUGGUGUGGCAGUUCUUUCCCGAGUUUGUGUUUCCGUUUACUUCUUCAUUAGCGGUGUUGUGUUGGAUUGCACCGUAUAACGAGACUGUCAACUUUAUUGGCUCUGGUCUUGGUGGUAUGGGAGUGUUGAAUUUCUCAUUGGACUGGGCAAAUAUCACUAGUUCGAUCAUGUUGUAUCCUUAUUGGAUUCAAGUGAUUCAAUUCAUUGCAUUUGUCAUCGGGGCUUGGAUAUUGAUUCCAUUAGUGAAGUUCACGGGAAUUGUUGAUUUCAAGCAUGGAUUGAUGUCCAAUAGCUUAUUCACCACUAAUGGUACGAUCUACCCCACCAGAGAGUUGUUAACAUCCGAUCUUCAGUUGAAUGUCACUGCAUACGAGAUUUACGGUCCGAUCCAUUUAGGUGCUCAGCGUGCGUGGAAUAUGUUCUUUGAUUAUGCUGCGUAUAUCAGUGGUAUCACUUGGGUGGUAUUAUUCGGAUGGGAUAAGUUUAAACAGAGUUUCAGUAGAGUUAAUACGUCUCCUGUCAAGUAUACUGACCGAUUGAAUAAACUUCAGGCAAAGUACGAGGCCGUACCUCUGAGUUGGUACAUUACCUUGUUUGUUAUUUCAUUCCUUAUAUUAAUGACAAUUUUCCUCAGUGGGAAUAUGUUUAUGCCAUGGUGGGCCUGUAUUGUCGCGUUAGUCCUUGGAUCAAUAAUCAUUACACCAUUAGCUUGGCUUUACGCCUUGUCUAAUUUCCAACUUGCUAUCGGGACAUUCAAUGAAUUGGUUUAUGGAUACAUGAUUCAAUAUUCAGGCACAGCUUCCAAACAUCCAGCCGGAGCAUUAGUAUUUGGAUCCAUAGCAGGCAAUGCAUGGUACAGAGCACAGUUCCAUUUAGAAUGCAUGCGUCUUGGAUUCUACAAUCAUCUUCCACCCAAGGCAGUUUUCUUUUCGCAGCUAUUCGGUGAAUUCAUUGGGAUACCGAUAAAUUACAUUGCCCUUCGUUGGGUAUUACGCACUAAAAGGGAAUACCUUACUGGUGAGUUAAUUGACCCCUUGCAUCAAUGGACAGGACAGACAAUCAGUGCCAGCCAUACCAACGCCAUCCAAUAUGUCGUGUUGGGUCCCUCACGUCUUUUUGAAAACUAUCCGUUACUCCCAUAUGGGUUCAUUCUCGGGUUCAUUGGCCCAUACUUGAUAUACAAACUUCAUACCAAGUACCCUGCUUACAAGUUCAAUCUUUGGAACACCACUGUUUUCUUUUCAUCCAUGAGUAAAUUCUAUGGGAAUAUCAGUACGGGAUACUUGUCACGAUUCAUUGGUGGAACAAUCACGAUGUUUUGGGCAUUUAGGUAUCACCAUAAGCAGUGGAAGCGAUAUAACUAUAUUUUGGCGGCGGCGUUGGAUACGGGGUAUAAUUUAGCGGUAUUGUUAAUUUUCUUGUUGUUUUCGUGUUUUAUCAAGGUGGAGAUGGUGCAUUGGUGGGGGAACAAUGCAGAUAAUAUAGAGAGAUGUUUUGCAUUGUAUUAG
Molecule: messenger RNA, 2205 nt
Organism: Spathaspora passalidarum NRRL Y-27907
Lineage: Eukaryota; Fungi; Ascomycota; Pichiomycetes; Serinales; Debaryomycetaceae
Gene: OPT7
Product: Opt7p
Exons: 1
Coding region: 1-2205 (734 amino acids)
Biological process (GO): transmembrane transport
Molecular function (GO): oligopeptide transmembrane transporter activity
Source: RefSeq, a predicted model, not a curated record